AUGGUCCAGUAUGUGGUAGAAUGGUUACCAAGAAUUGAAAGCAUUUCAGUAGUAGUAGAAGGCUGGAAGCAGGUCGAAAUUAGGUGCUUGAAGAGUACUUUGUUGAGCAUAUCUGACGAUGAAGGGCAGGUAGAGGAUAUUUCACUUCCAGUAGAAGUUAAAGAAAGUGUUAACAUUUCCUCCAAGUUCAAAAAUAGAGACAAAUCAUUGGAAUGGAUUUUGAAGUUAAAAAGCAAACCUUCAAAGGAUUACGAUAGUUCCAUCAUGUCACUACCAGAUGGAAAAUGGACUAAAGAAGACCUUCAUUUAGAUUCUGAUUUUUCAAUAGAAUGUCUCAACUGUAAACAACAAAUUAUAAGUAGGUAUAACUGUCAAGUUGUUAAUGAUAUGCCUUCAGAGUUCUGGUUCGAGUUAAUGGAUUAUUGGCAUUGUCAUAAACCAGAUGUGAAGAAAGGAAAAUCGGCUUCUUACACAAAUUUUGAAACGCUGAAACCAUCAAGAAACGAGAUCCUAAUCGGAAGUUCUUAUUUUCAGGGUACUCCUGCCACGCUUGAGAAUGUAAUAAUUGGAAAGGAUAAUGUUGAGGUAUUAUGCAAAAAGUGCUCAGUAGCAUUAGGUCAAUUGACUGUUGAUUCGCUUUACAAAUUACAUAAGUGGAAGCUGCAAUUAAUGCGCAAUGGAAAUACAUACAAAUUUUCUCCAGAAUGGGAUGUCACACUUUCUCUGAUAAACAUUGUUAAGGCGAACUCCUGUAGAUACGCCCUCCUGAAGAGUGGAGCAGAACUACUGCUAGUCUGGAUAUUUUCCGUUGACAUUGGAGUCACAUUGACCGGGAAUAGAAAAUUCAAGAGGUCUAUGAAGUUGCUUUAUACAAAAAAUGUUACCACAAUAAACCAAUUUCUCGAACGGCAAGUGGUCGAGGAACUAAAUCCUCAAGAAACUACCUUUAAAGCAUUUUACAAUAACCUUUUAACAGUUAAUGCACUUCUACCUUCAAAUAUGAAAAAGAUGGGUGAAUGGACUAUCAGUUACACCUCAUUAGUCUGA
Molecule: messenger RNA, 1047 nt
Organism: Saccharomyces mikatae IFO 1815
Lineage: Eukaryota; Fungi; Ascomycota; Saccharomycetes; Saccharomycetales; Saccharomycetaceae
Gene: IPA1
Product: putative polyadenylation protein
Exons: 1
Coding region: 1-1047 (348 amino acids)
Biological process (GO): protein polyubiquitination; protein autoubiquitination; proteasome-mediated ubiquitin-dependent protein catabolic process
Cellular component (GO): ubiquitin ligase complex; nucleus; cytosol
Molecular function (GO): ubiquitin conjugating enzyme binding; ubiquitin protein ligase activity; cyclin binding
Source: RefSeq, a predicted model, not a curated record